UCCGGUUGCGGAAAGUGCUUUUUUUGGUUCGUUUUCUUUAGUUUUUCCGGUAUUUAAGAACUAUCUUGCCGUGCUCCAUCAUGAACUCUUCAAAAGGCAAUAGUGCCAAGAAAAUAGCGGCCAAAAAAUCGAUAAGAAACGUGCUGGUGCAACCGUACGACCUUCCUUGGCCAGCGAUUGCUGACGAUGAUGUUGAUGACUACACGCGCCUCACUGAGCAAGUGGACAGUAAAUGCAUAAUCUACGGCUGCAAUCCCGUCACUCGGUUACUACAAGCUGGCGCCACGCCAGCCUUCUUCAUAUUGAACUCAUUUCACCCGAAAAUAUUUGCCAAAACGAUUAUUCAAAUGGCGCGCCGAAGGAAUCCCGCCGUACUCGUGCUUGCCGUUCCCUCAUUUCCAGCUAAACCAAGGGCCAAUAGUAUGAUGAUGGCAAUCGGCGCCUCCAAAGAAGGUGAACCGGUGCCGGAAGCCACGACGGCAUUGCUGGAAUGGAUGAAGAAGGUUUAUGCACGCGAACAGUUUGUGGACACAAAAGCAAUCGCUCGAUUGAAAUCUUUGCGUGCCAGCGGGGAGCGAUCUUCGAAACGAAAAUCGAAUUCAGAUAAAGUAGUCGAUCAACCUCUAACGAAGGAACAGCUUGCCGCCAUCUACAUACUGGAACCGGUGAAAGAAGCCGCCGAUGAAACGACAAUGACCGAAAGCAACACAAAUCCAGUGAAUGAAACGAUGGAUUUUAUUUCCUUCUCUGGACAGGAUGAUAGUGUUAAACGAAAGCCAACGAAUGCCACCAAGUCGACGGCAUUAAACGAGCGAAAACAGUUACAUGAUCCUUACAUACCCCUGACGGUGAAUCGCAUCAAGGGUAACCCUGAACGUAUCGAACACAAAAAGUUUAAAAAACGCUAAUAAAUCCCUUAUCAUCGAUCCCUAACCCCGAUCCCCCAGUGGGCACCGCUCUACUUUACAAGGCCCAAACCCGAACGUAAUCCACUUGCAGUGAGGCUUCGCUGGAAUUGUUCUCGUUUAGCUUCC
Messenger RNA from Anopheles darlingi, 1034 nucleotides. RefSeq lists its product as uncharacterized. The coding region runs from base 81 to 908 and encodes 275 amino acids. The record is from RefSeq and is a predicted model, not a curated record. NCBI's taxonomy places the organism in Eukaryota, Metazoa, Arthropoda, Insecta, Diptera, Culicidae. The transcript has 3 exons.